GAGGCGUGUGUUGUACCUCACGGGUGCCUUGGAAACCAACACAAUCAUUAUAUUCUGAAAUCAUCAUGUAACAAUAUUGAUUUUUAUGUUAUAGAUUACGCAACCUGAGCUGAUCAGUCGCCAUGCAGCAAUACAAAUAUUUUUUCUUUCAGAUCACUCACCCUGGUAUAAUGACAUCGAUUAGUGACAUUGGGAUAGACCAUACUAGCGGUAGACCCCUCUGGCAUAACGAUAUUGAACAAUGGUUAUGGGAUUUGGGGAUAAGAAUCGAUGAUUAUAAUUAUGAUGAUGAUGAUUAUGAUUAUAAUGAUGAAGAUGAUGACAACAAUAAAUACGAUAAUGGAGACAUUGAUGAAAACGAUGAUGAAGACAAUAGUGAAGAUGACAAUGGUGAAGAUGGUGACGAUAAUGAAGACGAUGAAGAAGACAAUGAAGAUAAUGAAUAAACAUUUUGAACUUUACAUUAAUAAUAAUAAAAAUAAUUAUUU
This is a messenger RNA of Diabrotica balteata, 488 nucleotides long. The record is from the annotation of a GenBank genome assembly. NCBI's taxonomy places the organism in Eukaryota, Metazoa, Arthropoda, Insecta, Coleoptera, Chrysomelidae.